AUUGUUCCAUCGGCGAAUAUCCACUUCCACCCUUGCUAUUCUACUUUUGAAUGCGCCCGCCUUGCUGUCCCCAUGGAUUGGAACAAUGCAUCCGACUCAUCAGUUGCCGUUGCGCUAAUUAGACUGCCCGCAAAGGUUGACGUGAGCGACCCGCGAUACGGCGGUUCUGUUCUGGUCAAUCCAGGUGGUCCAGGAGGCUCAGGUGUUAACCUUGUCCGUCUUCAUGGCGACAACCUCCAAACAAUCAUUGAUUCUCCGCUCAGCUCCAAUAACUCAGAAUCAAAGUAUUUCGAUAUUGUGGCUUUUGACCCAAGGGGUGUCGGCUUCACUACCCCAUCAUUCACAUGCUUUGCCAACUCCCAGCAGAGACUAUUGUGGCAAAUAGCUUCUAACACGGAUGGUCUACUUGGCAGCUCCGAUGUGGCAUUUAGCCGUAUAUGGGCGAGAAAGCAAGCCCUGGCUGAAGCAUGCGACGAAGUUGGGGAUGAGAGGAUUAGUACACGAAUGAAUACUGCGGUCGUUGCGAUGGAUAUGGCUGCGGUUGUAGAAGCACUUGCGACAUGGAGAAGAGAAAAGAGCGGGAAUUCCCAUCCAGACUGGAAUAAGUCACAGUAUUGGGGGUUCUCAUAUGGAACUGUCUUAGGUGAGACAUUUGCAAGCAUGUAUCCACACCUCGUGGGCCGUCUGGUGCUUGAUGGCGUUAUUGAUAGUGAUCGACACUAUGCUGGUAAAUGUACCUGGGACGGAGAAAUCGACGAUGCAGAUGCUAUCAUGGAGCGAUUCAGCAUCUAUUGCUAUCGAGCAGGGCCUGAUAAAUGUCCUUUGUUCUCUGAAAAGGGCCCUGGAUUCAUCCAAUCCGAGCUUGACAAUAUCAUUGCAAACUCUGAAAAUACGACCAAAGCCGUGCAGUCCGCACAUGGACCAGAGAUCGUCACCCAUAGUGACGUGCAGAAGAUAAUUCGGGAUUCGCUAUAUGAGCCAUUCAAGGAAUUUGAGGGUCUCGCGCAAGCGCUAUACAAUUUGGCCAAUGGAGAUGGAAAUAUCAUCGCUAAUCGAAAGCAAACAUCAUCGCUUUUCUCCGAGCCUGCUGAUUAUGCAGAAGAGGCGGUUGGAGCUAUAUCUUGCACCGAUGGUCUUGAUCAGACUAAUACUACCAAAGAAGAGUUUGUGGAAUAUUGGCAGAAGAUGCGUCACCAGAGUAGCUACCUUGGUGAUCGAUGGAGUCAAAAUAGACUUCUCUGCCUGUUUUGGAAAACCAGACCUGAAUUCGUGUACUCUGGGCCGAUCGGAGUCCAUACAGAUCCCAUCUUGUUCAUUGGAAAUACCUUGGACCCGGUCACUUCCCUUGAUAAUGCGAAGAAAAUGAGUCAGAGAUUUCCUGGAUCGGGCCUCAUUCAACAAGACUCAGAAGGUCACUUAUCACUGUCGACACCGUCCCUUUGUACCGCAAAGGCAGUACGAGCUUAUUUCCAAACCGGCACACUUCCAGCUCAUGGAACACUGUGCCAGGUCUACGAUAAACCAUUUGACUUACCAGGUGACCGGAAAACGCUGUUGCAGGAGGGCGAUGACGACCUGCUCAGGGCUUUGAGGGCUAUAGCGGGAGAGAUGUGGUGA
Molecule: messenger RNA, 1617 nt
Organism: Penicillium pulvis
Lineage: Eukaryota; Fungi; Ascomycota; Eurotiomycetes; Eurotiales; Aspergillaceae
Product: alpha/beta hydrolase
Exons: 6
Source: RefSeq, a predicted model, not a curated record